AGCAUUCAGGAGUUUCUGGCUGCUGUAUAUGUGUUCCUCUCAUUCAUCAACAACAAUGAGAAUCUAAUGGCCGAAUCGCAAUCAAAGUACAGGAACUUUACUGCGCUGUUCAGAGACAAGCCUGAAGUUACUUUCUACAAGAGUGCUGUGGAUAAAGCCUUACAAAGUGAGACGGGAAACCUGGACCUUUUCCUCCGCUUCCUUCUGGGCCUCUCACUGGAGUCCAAUCAGAAGCACUUACGAGGUCUACUGACAAAGACAAGAAGCAGCUCACAGAGCCAUGAAGAAACGGUCAAGUCCAUCAAGAAUAAGAUCAGGGAGAACCCCUCUCCAGAAAGGUGCAUCAAUCUGUUCCACUGUCUGAAUGAACUGAAUGACCAUUCUCUAGUGGAGGAGAUUCAAAGCUACCUGAGCUCAGGAAAUGUCUCCAGUGAAGAACUCUCACCUACACAGUGGUCAGCGCUGGUCUUUGUGUUGCUGACUUCAGAAAAGGAGCUAGAUGUGUUUGACCAGAAGAAAUAUUCCAGAUCAGAGGAAGGUCUUCUGAGGCUGCUGCCAGUGAUCAAAGCCUCCAGAGCUGCUCUGCUGUCAGGCUGUGGAGUCACUGAGAAAGGCUGUGCUUCUCUGUCCGGGGCCCGCAGCGAUGGCGGUCGCCAGUCCGGGGCCCGCAACGAGGGUCCCCAGUCCGGUGUCAGCGGCGAGGGUCCCCACACCUGA
Salvelinus sp. IW2-2015 is the source of this 717-nucleotide messenger RNA. Lineage: Eukaryota; Metazoa; Chordata; Actinopteri; Salmoniformes; Salmonidae. The record is from RefSeq and is a predicted model, not a curated record.